AUGGCGGCCAGUCAGGGCGGCUGCUCGGGGGGCGGCUGCUCGGGGGCCGGGGGCGGCGGCGCCGGGCCUUCGGAGCCCGGGCCGCCCGCCGCCGCCGCCCCCCGCAGCCUGGACCGGGCCCUGGAGGAGGCCGGCAACUCGGGCAUCCUCAGCCUCAGCGGCAGGAAACUCCGAGACUUCCCCGCGGGAGCGGGAGCCGGCUACGACCUCUCGGACACCACCCAGGCCGAUCUCUCCAGGAAUCGCUUCGCUGAAAUUCCUCCUGAUGUUUGGUUAUUUGCACCACUUGAGACUUUGAAUCUGUACCACAAUUGCAUCAAAUCCAUUCCUGAAACCAUCAGAAAUCUGCAGAUGUUAACUUACCUUAAUAUCAGUCGAAAUCUUUUAUCAACACUGCCAAAAUAUCUGUUUGAUCUCCCUCUUAAAGUGUUGGUGGUCAGCAAUAAUAAGCUGGUAUCUAUUCCUGAAGAAAUUGGGAAAUUGAAAGACUUAAUGGAGCUGGAUGUCAGCUGCAAUGAAAUUCAGGUCCUUCCCCAGCAAAUAGGAAAACUACAGUCCCUUAGAGAGCUAAAUAUAAGAAGAAAUAAUAUCCACAUCCUGCCAGACGAAUUAGGAGACCUUCCCUUAAUCAAGCUGGAUUUUUCUUGUAACAAAGUGACCGAAAUUCCCAUUUGUUAUAGGAAACUGCACCAUUUACAAGUCAUCAUUUUGGACAAUAAUCCAAUGCAGAUACCACCAGCACAGAUCUGUUUAAAGGGAAAGGUACACAUAUUUAAGUUCUUAAACAUUCAAGCCUGUUGCAGAAUGGACAAAAAGCCCGACUCCUUGGAUCUUCCAUCCCUGGGCAGGCGGAUGGUCCCCCAGCCACUGACUGACAGUAUGGAAGAUUUUUAUCCAAAUAAAAAUCAUGGCCCCGAUUCUGGUAUUGGCAGUGACAAUGGCGAUAAACGAUUAUCUACAACUGAACCUUCAGAUGAUGACACCAUCAGUCUCCACUCCCAAGUGUCAGAAUCAACCCGAGACCAGAUACAAAGAAAUGACAAUCAUUUGUUAGGGAAUAAAUUUGAAUCUCAUAAAGACCAGGAGUGUUUGGAUUAUCCAGACCCCAACCCAGAAGACUCAGCAGCAGCAAUAGCAGCAGCAGCCGCUGCCACUGAGCGGGGAGACGGGCCUGCGGGCCCCUUCGUCCCCUUCCUAAAGGGGAGAGAAAAUCACCUUGAAAAAGCCCAGAGGAAUGAGGAAUGGGGAGAGGAGAAGCGGCUUGAGAGACAGCAGCUCGAAGAAGAGGAGGAAGAGGAGGAGGAGGAGGAAGAGGAGGAGGACCUGAAGGCAGUGACUGACCUGAGGAAAAUUGCUGCUCAGCUCCUGCAGAAAGAGCAGAAGAACAGACGGAGACCCCUAAGUUAUAGAACGUCCUUCAGUGAAAAACUUCUCCAGAGGACGAGAGCGGCCGGACGUGCCAGCAGGUUUCUGAACCACUCUCCCUCGGCAAGCACAAGGAACAGGCCAAAGCCAUGCAUGGACAUGGAGAAAAGCGCCUCAGCUGACGAAGCCAGCUCUCCGCCAUCACCUUUCGCCUGGCAGCCCUUAGAAAACCAGAAGGGCCAAGUGGACGAGCGGCGUUGGCCCGAGACGCAGCCCGUGGCUUGGCAGAGCGAAGAGAGGAGGCGAAGCAAGCAGAUGCGCAAGGACUAUUUCAAGUACAAGGCCUCAAGGAAGAGCUCGAGUGGACAUGAAGGCCAGGAGGAUUUUGAGAGGACAGAGACGUAUUCACACGGUCCGUUUGGCUUGAAGCCCAGACCAGCAUUCAGCCGCACGUCACGCCAGGAGUACGGGGCGGCGGACCCGGGGUUCACCAUGAGAAGGAAGAUGGAGCAUCUGCGAGAGGAACGGGAGCAGAUAAGACAGCUGCGGUCGAACCUGGAGUCGAGGUUAAAGGUCAUUUUGCCGGACGACAUUGGAGCUGCACUUAUGGAUGGUGUGAUCCUGUGCCACCUGGCUAAUCACAUCAGGCCGCGUUCCGUGGCCAGCAUCCACGCCCCGUCGCCAGCUGCACCAAAACUCAGCAUGGCCAAGUGCCGAAGAAACGUGGAAAACUUCCUUGAUGCUUGCAAGAAGUUGGGGGUGUCACAGGAGAGGCUUUGCCUGCCUCACCACAUCCUGGAAGAACGGGGUCUGGUCAAAGUGAGCACCACGGUCCAGGCCCUCCUGGAGCUUCCACCGGUGCAGGCAUCGCCCCUCUCCGCCGUGUGACCCAGCCGUCGGCGGCCUGGGAGAGGGGGUCAGCAGACAGCGAGCGAGCAGCCGGGGCCCUGCCAACCGGGCCUGUGCCUGAGGACGGCCGGUCCGCUUGGGGUUUACGGAACAAGUAUUCCCUCGACUUUGCCAAGCGGAAGGGGUUUCGAACACCAGUAGGCUGGUCCACCCAAAACCGGCACCGUGAUUGGAAGAUGUUCUUGUUCGACACCCAGCAAACUGGGAAACCACCUGGGCCGAUUCCCCCACCUUGGCCGAGUUGCAACGGUCUGUUUGCAUUCCCUGUUGUCCUCUGAACCCGGGAGUUUUCCCACCUCUGCCUCACCUGAGCAGACUUGGGAUCAGUGGGAGUUGGUACUCUGGGCAAUGGAUUCUAGAAACAGGACUGGUUUUCAUUUUGACUUAGUCGUCUAGGUUGGUGCCAAAAUACCUUCAUCUGUACUGUAGAUGGUUUGACAUGUGAAGUGCCUGUGCCAUUGAUGACUCCUGCCGUCCUGACCAUUUGGGCGAUUUCUUUAGGUAGGUAGGUAUAGGGUCGGUAGAAAUUUUGCCAUAUUUCAUUAGUUUGGUGUACGGUGAGUGAGGCUUAGAGUUGAGGGAGUGCCUCAUGUUUUGAUGUCGGGUGUGUUUGAGUUGCACAGUUUCAGUUCCAAGCCAAUGGUUAUGUUGUCUUUUUGAGAAAAAUUACUGUAAAUAGACUUUAUGCUAUUUAAGUUUCUAAUACUUAAACAUCUUUUUUAACCUAUCGAUUAAUGUUUGACUAGCAGCGGACCUCCCUUUUGGGGAUAAAAACAUAGCACACAAGGCAUGUAGUGCAGGAGCCGGUGCUGUCCCGUUUGUCAAGGACGUUUUGAUAAAACAGCCGAAAUCUCAGGUUUCUUUUGACUUACAGGACUGUCACCACUUCAUCCCUGACUUGGGGCCCAUCCCCUAGUAGCCGGGACCCCUGCCGGGCAUCGCAGCCUGGGACACGGCUGCCAGGGGCUGUGCUUACUGAGUCUCUGGGGCUUCCUGGCACCAGCCCCUAACUUUGUCAGGCAGUUGUGUGACCGCUGGGGCACCCGCCCUGGCCACCUGUAGGGCCCAUGGUGGGCUUGAUCUGUCCCCACCCGGCAAGCUUGGGACCGAGCUGGGUGGCUGGCUUCCCAGCAGCAUCGACCAUUUCCAGCCAGAAAGUGGCCUGCUCCAAUGCCUAUGCAGAGAUCAUGUGGGAACAUGUGGGUCCCGCCUCGUCCAAGUAUGACCUGACAUGGGGUCGGAUCUUGACUGUGAAAGGGAGUGUAUAGGCAGAUCCAUCAGUGCCCAACAGGGCUCAACCUCCUUGGCACCCCCAUGACCCAGCUCCUCCAAAGCCUGACCUCCCAAGGCCCCCUCAUCUACCCCACCUGGCAGCCCAGUUCCCCGAAGGCCAGGGGUGAGUGGGAUUGUUUGCCUGGAGUGGGCCGGGCUCAGUGGUGACUUUCCCCAUCACAGUCAUAUGCUUUUUCGAGUAGUUGUUUUCUCCCAGUUCUCCUAGAACACAGGGGUGCCUUCCCACAGACUCCUGAUGCCACAGCCAGCCACCUCUCCGGCCCAACACCCAGGCAGGCUCCUGCUGGCAACCAGACACUCCCUGGGUCAUAGCUCUCGGAGAAGACCAGCCCCGACUCCCACGUCGGUGGGCACCCUGGUGACCCGCAAGCCUCCUGGCACUGAGCUAGGAUGGGGGCUGGGCUGAAUCAGUUAUGGGUUAUUAUAAUUAUUGUAUUUGCUAAGCACUUACUAUGUGGCAU
This is a messenger RNA of Tachyglossus aculeatus (Australian echidna), 4028 nucleotides long. It is a transcript of the gene LRCH2, whose product is annotated as leucine rich repeats and calponin homology domain containing 2. The record is from RefSeq and is a predicted model, not a curated record. The coding region runs from base 1 to 2253 and encodes 750 amino acids. Lineage: Eukaryota; Metazoa; Chordata; Mammalia; Monotremata; Tachyglossidae. The transcript has 22 exons. Gene Ontology annotation, molecular function: protein binding.